GAGAGAAAGAGAGAGAGAGGAAAGAGAGAGAGCAAGAGAGAGGAAAGAGAGAGAGAAAUGGAGGUGUGGAUGCAUUUACUACAAAUGCGCAAUCGAGCGGCCUCGUGGCCUCAAAUUUCACGUUACAAGUUCGGGGAAAGAGUUCGGGAAAAGAUUCCGGAGACUCGGGGAAUGGAAAACUCUUCGGGGCGGCGGGAUGAUCGGCCGCGAGACCGCUCAGUCUUCACGUACAGCCAAGCAAGCAAGCACGUGCGAAUCCACGUCAAAGCAAGUCAAAACAAGUCAGAGCAAGUCAAACCAAGUCAGAGCAAGUUAGAGCAAGUUAAAGCAAACCAAAGCAAAUCAAAGGAAGUCAGAGAAGAAGAAGAGGAAGAAGAAGAAGAAGAAGAAGAAGAAGAAGAAGAAGAAGAAGAAGAAGAAGAAGAAGAAGAAGAAGAAGAAGAAGAAGAAGAAGAAGAAGAAGAAGAAGAAGAAGAAGAAGAAGAAGAAAAAGAAGAAGAGGAAGAACAACAGCAACAACAAAAACAACAACAACAAUCCACAUUAACAAAAACAGCCACAAAAGAAACCAGGGUAAGGAGAAGGGGGGGGCAGAGGGUAUGGAAGGGGGGGUCGGCAUAUGCAACAGACAAGAACGGGAGACGGGUAUAUGUUGCACCACCAUGUGACACACUACAUGGUAAUAUAAUGUUCAUGUUGGCGGCGUCAACUGAACCGGAAUCUACUCAGAUGUGGCAACAAGGUCACGGGGUCAAGUUGCAAGUGACGUCAUCAUACUCACGACCUGAACGACCUAGAGUCUUUGGCGAAACCUCCCCUGAAAUCAAGAGGCAGGCCGAGUAA
Molecule: messenger RNA, 843 nt
Organism: Penaeus indicus
Lineage: Eukaryota; Metazoa; Arthropoda; Malacostraca; Decapoda; Penaeidae
Product: glutamic acid-rich protein-like
Exons: 7
Source: RefSeq, a predicted model, not a curated record